CCACCAAGCUCCACCCCAAAGCCAGUCAGCGCCGGGCGACAUCAAGCAAGAGAAAGACAAGGACAAUGCAGGCGAUACUCCUAGUGACUGUCUUCUCCUGUCUUCUUGCGGCUGCAAACGUAGCUGCGGCCGCAUUCGGAGCUGAUUGCACUGCUACGAGUGACUGCACUGAUGCCAACAACGACUGUUUAGGGACACCUUUAAAGUGUGCCUGCAAAAGUGGAUACACUGCUUAUAGCGGAAGCUGCGCUAUUACACAUGGAACCGCUGGUGGGGAAUGUUUAACAGGUUCAACCUGCACUGGCAACACUUUAGUAUGUGAGUCAAAUGUAUGCAAGGUGAAAGCUGGACAAACCUGCACUGCUACCACUCCAUGUGUUUCAUCGUCUACCUGCUCCACCACCUGCACGUGUGAUAACGGCUAUUCUGCAAGUUCGACUGGCACGUGUACUGCCAUCCCCCAAGGGAAAGUAAACGCAGCCUGCGACACAACAACAAAGAAAUGUACAGGAACUAACGAUGCCUGUACAGACGGGUUUUGCAAGUGUAAGGAUGGUUUUUCUGGCAACAAAGGCGACAAUGAUUGUAGUGGAUUUGCUCCCCAGUCAGUGUCCUCCUGGCUCCUCAUUGGCAGUAUCAUCAUGUGCUUGAUGACUUUGAGUCUGCCUUAACACAACCUUUGACCUUCCACUCAGACCUAAAACCCGGAAAUGGACUUUGCUCUAUCGACUUCUGAGACUGUAAUUUUUAUAUAUUUAAUUGUUGACAGACGAACAGAGAAAAUAGCAGGACAACCGAAAACUACAUGCCAAGAAUGCAAAACUUUUAAAAGAUGUUUUUAAUUGUAUUCAUAGGGAAGCGAAGGAAAAGAAACAUUUUAAAGUCUAGAGAGGUUGUAGUGGAGAAACCAAGAAAUUUGAAAGACGUUUACCAGCAUAAAUACAAAUAAAUAAGCAAAGCAAGGUUAAAAAACCAGUUAGACCUUAUUGUUUUCGAUCUGAUUUAAUCUGGUAAUAUAAAACAUUGUUAAUGUUAAAGUAAACAGUCAAAGGUUUUCCAUUUUUUAUUUUGCACAUAUUUUCUCCUUUUAUUAUCUUUGAUGUGUUAACUUAAAUCAGUAGAAUUACAAUAACAAGAACAAGAUUUAAGGUCGCAUGUGUUGAGCAAAAUAACAGAUUUGCUACCAAUUACUCGAGAAAGAAAAAAAUUCUUUUAUGGAGGCUCUAAGUGAGGGGCACUUUCUUCUCACAUUUUCUUCUUUUCUCCUCUCUCUCACCCUCUUCUUCUUUUUCUUUUUCUUCUUUGCUCCCCGCUCACUCUCUCUCUCUCUCUUCCUCUCUUGCAUCUUCACUGUAUGAACCAGAUCUUAUCAUCUGGUGAAAGUUAGGGGCCUCCAUUAAAAAGAAUUUACUUGUUACCUAUGGCUUGAUUUUAUAUUUCCGUAGAAACACUUUAACACAUUCAGUAGUUCACGUCUUCUUUUUUUAAUGUUGACUUCCAAUAGAUGAUAUUUUCAGUAUGAUGUCUGCACUCUAAACGUGUGUUUCUUUCUAUUGCUCUCAGUGAAUGCAAAAUCACA
Molecule: messenger RNA, 1579 nt
Organism: Pomacea canaliculata
Lineage: Eukaryota; Metazoa; Mollusca; Gastropoda; Architaenioglossa; Ampullariidae
Product: keratin-associated protein 5-3-like
Exons: 6
Coding region: 66-671 (201 amino acids)
Source: RefSeq, a predicted model, not a curated record